GAGUGUUUAGUCGACAAUUGAACACCGUAACGGAUGGGACAGGCCGCGACCGAUCAGUUCUCAUCGAGCGGUGUGAAAAGCACGUGCAAACCAGUGAAAUUUAUCUUACACAGUACGGAACCAAAGAUUAAUUGCAGAAAUGGCAAAGACACCAGCGGUCGGUAUAGAUCUUGGCACGACCUACUCGUGUGUCGGUGUGUUCCAGCACGGCAAGGUGGACAUCAUUGCUAAUGAUCAGGGCAACCGGACUACCCCAUCCUAUGUGGCAUUCACCGAUACGGAACGGUUGAUUGGGGAUGCUGCCAAGAAUCAGGUGGCCAUGAAUCCAAACAACACCAUUUUUGAUGCAAAGCGUCUGAUCGGUCGUAAGUUUGACGACGCAACCGUACAGAGCGAUAUGAAGCAUUGGCCGUUCGAGGUGAUCAGUGACGGUGGCAAACCGAAGCUGCAGGUAGAGUACAAGGGCGAUAAGAAGUCCUUCUUCCCGGAGGAAGUUUCCUCGAUGGUGCUGACCAAGAUGAAGGAAACGGCCGAAGCGUACCUUGGCAAGAGCAUCGCCAAUGCAGUCAUCACGGUCCCAGCGUACUUCAACGAUUCGCAACGUCAGGCCACUAAAGAUGCUGGUGCGAUCGCCGGUUUGAAUGUGCUGCGCAUCAUUAACGAACCGACGGCAGCGGCCAUUGCGUACGGGCUGGACAAGAAGGGUUCCGGCGAGCGUAAUGUACUGAUCUUCGAUCUUGGUGGUGGUACGUUCGAUGUAUCGAUCCUUACCAUUGAGGAUGGCAUUUUUGAAGUUAAGUCAACGGCUGGCGAUACUCACCUGGGUGGGGAGGACUUUGACAAUCGCAUGGUGUCCCACUUUGUCGAAGAGUUUAAGCGCAAGCACAAGAAGGACAUUACGAGCAACAAGCGUGCGUUGCGCCGGUUGCGUACGGCUUGCGAGCGCGCAAAGCGUACACUGUCCGCAUCGACCCAGGCAAGCAUUGAGAUUGAUUCCCUGUUCGAGGGUAUCGAUUUCUACACCUCCAUUACGAGGGCACGCUUUGAGGAGCUUAAUUCGGAUCUGUUCCGUGACACGAUGGAACCGGUAUCGAAGGCACUGCGCGAUGCCAAGAUGGACAAGGCGAGCAUUCACGACAUUGUACUGGUGGGUGGAUCGACUCGCAUUCCCAAGGUGCAGAAGCUGCUGCAGGACUUCUUCAACGGUAAGGAGCUGAACAAAUCGAUCAAUCCGGAUGAAGCCGUUGCGUACGGUGCGGCGGUACAGGCCGCCAUUCUGCAGGGUGACACAUCCGAGGCGGUACAGGAUCUGCUGCUGCUGGACGUGACACCACUGUCGCUCGGUAUUGAAACGGCCGGCGGCGUUAUGACGGUGCUGAUCAAGCGCAAUACCACCAUUCCGACGAAACAGACGCAAACAUUUACGACCUACUCGGACAACCAGCCCGGUGUGCUGAUUCAGGUGUUUGAAGGUGAGCGUGCGAUGACGAAGGACAACAAUCUGUUGGGCAAGUUUGAGCUGAGCGGUAUACCGCCGGCACCGCGUGGUGUGCCCCAGAUCGAGGUGACGUUCGAUAUCGAUGCGAACGGUAUUAUGAAUGUGUCGGCAAUUGAGAAAUCGACCAACAAGGAGAACCGUAUCACGAUCACGAACGAUAAGGGUCGGCUCAGCAAGGAAGAUAUCGAUCGCAUGGUCAAUGAGGCAGAAAAGUUCCGCAAUGAGGAUGAGAAGCAGCGGGAAAAGAUUACUGCGAAGAAUUCGCUCGAAGCGUAUUGCUUUAACAUGAAGUCAACGAUGGAGGAUGCGAACAUUAAGGAUAAGAUUCCGGACGCAGACAAAACGCUCAUCAUGGACAAGUGUAAUGCAACCAUCGCUUGGUUGGACGGUAAUCAAACGGCCGAAAAGGAAGAGUUCGAGCACAAGCAGAAAGAGCUGGAAGCCGUGUGUAAUCCCAUCAUCCAGAAGCUGUACCAGGGUGCGGGUGGUAUGCCGGGCGGUGGUAUGCCGGGUGGCGGUAUGCCAGGUGCCGGUGGAGCUCCACCAACUUCUGGCGCUGGUCCGACGAUAGAGGAAGUGGACUAACAGUAAACUUCACUGAAGGUUACUAGGGAUUGGGCAAAAACUGAAAAGUGCGCCGCAGUGCGCCCCGCACACUGACCAGCGCACAGCACAGAGCGCACAGUGUGUGAAGUGUGCUUCGUGUGUCAAGUGCGCACGGUGCGCACAGUAAAGUGUGCGCGUGCGCGCCCACUGCACACUGAAUUGUGCUCCAUUGCCCAUCACUAAUUUGAAAGUGAUUGUAAUUAGAAAUAUAAAACCACAGAAAAAAAAGGUAAAAACGGUUAAACAAAAAAAAUCAUUUUAUUCAUUCCGUUUUUAUCCGAUUUCGACAACAAUUACUGCGCUUAAUCGCUGCUUCCUGUUUGGUGAGGAGUUUUAGUUUCUUCUCCCGCUUUUCUCUUUUGUUUUGUUUGGGGCUUUUGCUUUUAGUGACAGUUUUGGUUUUGGUUUUGUUUUAUGUUCCUUUAAUUUCAGCUCCGGUUUUACGCACAUGUGUUCGUACAGCAAAACGGGGUGGUUUUGUUUGAUUAGUACGUUUGCCCGGUUUGUUAUAUUGUUUUUUUUUGUUG
Anopheles funestus (African malaria mosquito) is the source of this 2631-nucleotide messenger RNA. RefSeq names its product heat shock 70 kDa protein cognate 4-like. The record is from RefSeq and is a predicted model, not a curated record. Gene Ontology annotation, molecular function: ATP-dependent protein folding chaperone; ATP binding; ATP hydrolysis activity. Gene Ontology annotation, cellular component: plasma membrane; cytosol; cytoplasm. NCBI's taxonomy places the organism in Eukaryota, Metazoa, Arthropoda, Insecta, Diptera, Culicidae. The transcript is spliced from 3 exons. Bases 140 to 2083 code for a protein of 647 amino acids. Gene Ontology annotation, biological process: protein refolding; vesicle-mediated transport; cellular response to unfolded protein.